Molecule: messenger RNA, 1879 nt
Organism: Maniola jurtina (meadow brown)
Lineage: Eukaryota; Metazoa; Arthropoda; Insecta; Lepidoptera; Nymphalidae
Exons: 11
Coding region: 246-1835 (529 amino acids)
Biological process (GO): glucose metabolic process; xylulose metabolic process
Molecular function (GO): carbonyl reductase (NADPH) activity; L-xylulose reductase (NADPH) activity
Source: RefSeq, a predicted model, not a curated record
UGACAUCGUUGACGUUGACAUCAAAUUCAUUUUUGAAUUGAAUUAAUUCAAUCUUGCAUUUUCAAUUUGCAAUAUUGCACUGUACGCUAAAAGUUGCUUUCGCCAACGUAUAUUUUUAUCAGUAAAGUAAAGUAGGUUACAUACAUUAAUAAUUGAUUAAACAUACACGUACAUUUAAUACAAUAAAGUACUUACAUCUUAAUUUUAUUACGUUUCAUUUCAACAAUAACAAAUAAGUGCAAAAAAUGGAAAUAGCGUUCAAAGGUAAACGGAUUUUAGUGACCGGUGCAGGACAAGGUAUAGGCAGAGGAAUAGCAGUCGAACUAUGGCGGGCUGGAGCAAAUAUAGUUGCUUUAUCUCGAACAAGAAGUCAUUUAGAAAGUUUACAAAGUGAAUACCCUUCUAUUGACAUUGUUGAUGUAGAUAUAACAGAUUGGAACAAGACGCGGGAAGUGGUAGAAUCCUUGGGACAUUUUGAUGCACUAGUUAACAAUGCUGCUGUUGCUGUAUGCGAACCAUUCCUUACUUGCACAGCUGCUGAUUUCGACAAGACAUUCAAUGUCAAUGUGAAAGCAGCUCUAAAUAUUAGUCAAGUAGUUGCCAGAAAAAUGGUAGAAAAUAAAACUCGUGGUGCCAUUGUCAACAUAUCUUCACAAGCUUCCAAGGCAGCUUUGAAAGAUCAUGCCAUAUACAGUGCAUCAAAGGCUGCCUUGGAUGCUUUGACUCGUGCCAUGGCUUUGGAGCUUGGUCCUCAUGGGAUCCGAGUGAAUGCUGUUAAUCCAACUGUUACCAUGACUGCUAUGGCUAAGGUCGGCUGGUCUGAUCCAGAAAGGAGUGCAGAAAUGAAGGCAAAAAUACCACUAGGAAGGUUUAGUGAAGUUUCUGAAGUGGUGAAUGCAGUCGUUUUUCUAUUAAGCGAAAAAUCCACGAUGAUAACUGGUGUUGAAUUGCCCAUUGACGGUGGCUUUCUUGCUACAUACAAGAAACAUGGAAUGUCAUUCGGUACAACGCCAUCUAGUGAAAGCACCUUAAACUUAGAAAAACAUCUUAUCAACCUGUAUCAUUCUUGUCCGUAUAAAAACAUUCCGAAUACGGUCAAGAUGGACAAAUACUUUGAGGGCAAAAGAAUUCUCGUAACUGGAGGAUGCCAAGGUAUUGGGAAAGGCGCCGUUCUAGAGUUGUGGCGUCUUGGUGCUAAUGUUGUCGCUCUAUCGCACCAAUCCGAAAACUUGGCAAGAUUAAAAAGUGAAUAUCCAUCAAUAGAAACUGCAUGUGUGGAUCUUGCCGACUGGGAUGCGACUCGGGAAGUAGUAGACUCGCUGGGGAUUUUCCACGGCUUGGUGAAUUGUGCUGGGUUUGUCGUAACCGAGUCGCUUCUAGAAUGUACGCCAAAAGUUUUCGAUCAAACUAUGAAUAUUAAUGUCAAAGCCAUUCUCAACGUAACUCAAGUGUUAGCCAAAAAAAUGAUAGAUAAUGGUAUAAAAGGCUCGAUAGUUAACAUAUCAUCACAAACGUCGAAGGCAGCAAUAAAAGAUCAUGUAGCAUAUGCGGCUUCCAAAGGUGCUGUAGACUCGAUGACUCAGGUCAUGGCGCUGGAAUUGGGUUCACACGGAAUAAGAGUCAAUGCGGUACUUCCAACCGUUGUAAUGACCGAAUUGGGCCGACGAGUGUGGUCAGAACCCAGCAAAGCCCAGUAUAUGCUUUCGAAAAUUCCUUUAGGAAGAUUUGCCGAGGUCCAAGAAGUGGUUAACGCGAUAGUGUUUCUUCUCAGCGAUAAAGCAAGUAUGAUCAACGCGGUGCAUCUCCCGGUCGACGGAGGAUUUCUCUGUGCGUAAUAUAAGCGUUCACAAUUAAUCAAUAAAACAAAAAAUCGGUUUUA